Molecule: messenger RNA, 4997 nt
Organism: Rhododendron vialii
Lineage: Eukaryota; Viridiplantae; Streptophyta; Magnoliopsida; Ericales; Ericaceae
Product: ABC transporter G family member 29-like
Exons: 22
Coding region: 159-4667 (1502 amino acids)
Cellular component (GO): membrane
Molecular function (GO): ATP hydrolysis activity; ATP binding; ABC-type transporter activity
Source: RefSeq, a predicted model, not a curated record
GACUUUGUUUGUCAAGAGCUUUUGGAAGGGAAAAGAGAAUACAAUGUUCGUGACAUUCUUAAUUGCCAUUCAAGAACACUCUUAAAGACAAUCCCUACAUAACAAAUUAAAUCAGCAUCUGCAUUUCUACAAAAUCCCAAACAAGAGUACUUGAGAAGAUGGACGCAGACAGAGCGUGGGGAGCGCUAGGAAGGACCCAGAGCCGAAACUGGAGCAGCAGCAGGAGCAUGAGCAGGAGCGUGAGUCGGAGGGUGGAGGAAGUGUUUGGCGGCAGCAACGCCACUUCGCGGAGACAGACUAUCAACUCUGUGGAGGAUGAAGAAGCCCUGAGAUGGGCUGCACUGGAGAGAUUGCCAACUUAUUCCAGGCUGAGAACUAGUAUCAUAAAAUCCAUUAUGGACAAUGGAGUUCAUGAGAAUAGCAAUCAUUAUAAGGUGGUGCACAAGGAGGUUGAUGUCCGAAAUCUCGAUGAUAACUAUCGACAACAGCUCAUCGACAAGCUGUUUAGAGUUGCGGAGGAAGAUAAUGAGAAGUUCUUGCAAAAGUUUAGAAAUCGAAUUGACAAGGUUGGUAUCAAGCUUCCAACAGUAGAAGUGAGGUUCGAGCAUUUGACAAUCGAAGCCGACUGUUACAUUGGCAACAGAGCUCUCCCGAGCCUUACAAACACAGUCCGGAACAUCGCCGAGUCGGCUUUGGGUCUGAUCGGAAUCCGGUUGGCCGAAACAACAAAACUCACUAUUCUCAGAGAUGCCUCCGGUAUUAUAAAGCCUUCGAGGAUGACACUUCUAUUGGGUCCACCUUCAUCUGGUAAAACAACCCUUUUGCUUGCCCUAGCUGGAAAGUUGGACUCAAGCUUAAAGGUAAAAGGAGAAGUCACUUACAACGGGUACGAGUUGGAAGAAUUCGUACCACAAAAGACAUCGGCAUACAUUAGUCAGAACGACGUUCAUAUGGGCGAAAUGACUGUGAAAGAAACUCUAGAUUUCUCCGCAAGGUGUCAAGGAGUCGGGACACGAUACGAACUCUUGACCGAGCUAGCAAGGAGAGAGAAAGAUGCUGGUAUUUUUCCAGAGGCCGAGAUUGAUCUUUUCAUGAAGGCAACUGCAAUGGAAGGAGUUGAGAGCAGCCUCCUUACUGACUACACUCUUAGGAUUUUGGGACUUGACAUGUGUCGAGACACUAUCGUUGGCGAUGAAAUGCACAGAGGAAUAUCAGGAGGACAAAAGAAACGAGUCACAACAGGAGAGAUGAUCGUUGGGCCCACAAAGACGCUGUUUAUGGACGAGAUAUCAACGGGCCUGGACAGCUCUACAACGUUUCAAAUCGUGAAGUGCUUACAGCAAGUUGUGCACGUCACUGAUGCCACGGUCUUCAUGUCCCUCCUCCAGCCCGCUCCCGAGACGUUCGAACUCUUUGACGACAUCAUCCUCUUAUCGGAAGGCCAGAUCGUCUAUGAGGGCCCGCGCGAGCACGUAGUGCAGUUCUUUGAGAGUUGUGGGUUCAGGUGCCCAGAGAGAAAAGGAACUGCUGAUUUCUUACAAGAGGUUAUAUCAAGAAAAGACCAAGAGCAGUACUGGUCCGACAAAACCAGACCCUACACCUUCAUCUCCGUCACCCAGUUCGCCACCCUCUUCAAGCGUUUCCACGCCGGCCUCCGCCUCGAGAACGAGCUCUCCGUCCCCUACGACAAGUCCCGCAGCCACCGAGCCGCCCUCGUCUUCACCAAAUACUCCGUCCCGAAACUCCAGCUCCUCAAGGCCUCCUUCGACAAGGAAUGGCUCCUCAUCAAGCGCAACUCCUUCGUCUACGUCUUCAAGACCGUCCAGAUCGUCAUCGUGGCGAUCGUCGCUUCGACGGUGUUCUUGCGGACCGAAAUGCACGCGCGGGACGAGGAGGACGGCGCGAUUUACGUCGGGGCGAUUUUGUUCAGCUUGAUUAUCAACAUGUUCAAUGGUUUGUCGGAGCUUCCGAUCACGAUUCAGAGGCUUCCGGUGUUUUACAAGCAGCGGGAUUUGCUUUUUCAUCCGCCGUGGGUUUUUACCCUGCCGACGUUUCUUCUGGGGGUUCCGAUUUCGGUGGUGGAGUCUGUUGCUUGGAUGGCUGUGACUUAUUACACCAUUGGGUUCGCUCCUGAACCUAGCAGGUUCUUCAAGCAAUUUCUGGUGAUAUUUCUCAUCCAACAAAUGGCAGCUGGCAUGUUCAGGCUCAUUGCCAGUGUUUGUAGAACAAAUGUUGUAGCCUAUACUGGUGGAGCCCUAUGUGUUCUCCUCGUUUUCCUGCUUGGUGGUUUCAUCCUUCCUAAAGAUCAAAUUCCCACGUGGUGGCAAUGGGCCUAUUGGGUCACCCCUAUGAGCUAUGGUUUCAAUGCUUUGACUGUCAACGAGAUGUUUGCUCCUAGGUGGAUGAACAAACUGGCUUCAGAUAAUGUUAGCAGUUUGGGGGUUGCAGUGCUAAAGAACUUUGGUGUCUUUCCCGAAAGAAAAUGGUUCUGGAUUGGUGUAGCAGCUCUUUCGGGGUUUACAGCUCUCUACAACAUGCUCUUCACCCUUGCUCUUAUGUACUUAAAUCCCCUUGGGAAGCCUCAAGCUUUAAUCUCCAAAGAAGCAGCAAGGGAAAUGGAAGCAGAUCAAGAGGAAACUAAGGAAGAAUCUAGACUUAGGACAAACGGAUUCAGCAAGGUGUCACUCCCUCAAUCCUUAUCAUCUGCUGAUGCAAACUAUUCCAGAGAAAUGGCAAUCCAAAGAAUGAGCAGUCGAUCCAAUGCCAUCGGACUAAGUAGAAAUGAAUCAGGCCUUGAGGCAGCAAGUGGACUCGCUCCCAAGAGAGGAAUGGUCCUUCCCUUCACCCCCCUCGCCAUGUCCUUUGACACUGUAAAUUAUUUUGUAGACAUGUCACCAGAGAUGAAAGAGCAAGGAGUGACUGAGGACAAGCUCCAAUUACUUAGGGAAGUAACAGGUGCAUUUAGGCCUGGUGUCCUGACUGCCCUCAUGGGAGUCAGUGGAGCUGGAAAAACAACACUAAUGGAUGUCCUAGCCGGGAGGAAAACCGGUGGUUACAUUGAAGGUGAUAUCAGAAUUUCUGGAUUCCCUAAAGUUCAAGAAACCUUUGCUAGAAUUUCCGGAUACUGUGAGCAAAAUGACAUACACUCACCGCAAGUCACUGUUCAUGAAUCUUUGAUUUACUCGGCUUUCCUUCGCCUACCCAAGGAAGUCAACCGGGAAGAAAAGAUGAUUUUUGUGGAGGAAGUGAUGGAAUUAGUUGAACUAGAAAAUCUCAAGGAUGCCAUUGUGGGGCUUCCAGGAAUUACUGGUUUGUCGACAGAACAGAGAAAGAGAUUAACAAUAGCAGUAGAGUUAGUUGCUAAUCCGUCUAUUAUAUUCAUGGACGAACCUACUUCUGGUCUUGAUGCAAGAGCUGCAGCCAUUGUUAUGAGAGCUGUGAGAAACACAGUUGAUACUGGGAGAACAGUUGUUUGCACUAUUCAUCAGCCUAGCAUUGAUAUUUUUGAAUCAUUUGAUGAGCUUCUGCUGAUGAGAAGGGGGGGACAAGUGAUCUACUCAGGACCGCUAGGAAGGAAUUCACACAAGAUUAUCAAGUAUUUUGAGGCGAUUCCCGGGGUGCCAAAAAUCAAAGAAAAAUACAAUACAGCGACAUGGAUGCUGGAAGUGAGCUCAGUUGCAGCAGAAGUCCGUCUUGGAAUGGAUUUCGCUGAUCACUACAAAUCAUCUGCCUUGUAUCAAUGGAAUAAGGGUCUAGUGAAGGAGUUGAGCACUCCUCCGUCAGGGGCAAAAGACCUGUAUUUCCCAACACAAUAUUCUCAGUCCUCUUGGGGGCAAUUCAAAUCCUGCUUAUGGAAGCAGUGGUGGACUUAUUGGAGAACUCCUGACUAUAAUCUCUUGAGGUUCUUCUUCACCUUAGCUGCUGCCCUCUUGAUAGGAACGGUCUUCUGGCAAAUUGGCAAAAAAAGGCACAACUCUGGUGAUCUUACUACUAUCAUAGGGGCAAUGUAUUCUGCUGUUCUAUUUGUGGGGAUUAAUAACUGUGGGUCAGUGCAACCUUUAGUAGCUGUUGAAAGAACAGUUUUUUAUCGAGAAAGAGCUGCUGGAAUGUAUUCUGCAUUACCAUAUGCCUUGGCACAGGUUAUCACCGAAUUACCGUAUGUUCUUGUUCAAACUGUCUUUUUUAGUCUUAUUGUCUAUUCCAUGAUGGGCUUCGAAUGGGCAGCAGCGAAAUUCUUUUGGUUCUUGUUCAUCACCUAUGCCUCCUUUCUCUACUUCACUUACUAUGGAAUGAUGACUGUUUCCAUCACACCAAACCACCAAGUAGCAUCUAUUCUCGCAGCCGCUUUCUACUCUCUCUUCAAUCUCUUCUCCGGUUUCUUCAUCCCUAGACCGAAAAUUCCCAAGUGGUGGAGUUGGUAUUACUGGAUUUGCCCCUUGGCCUGGACUGUUUAUGGGUUGAUUGUGUCACAGUAUGGUGACGUGGAGGAUACCAUAAAAGUUCCCGGAAUGACGUCCAACCCGACUGUUCGAUGGUAUGUUCAAAAUUAUUAUGGAUAUGAGCCGGAUUUAAUUGUGCCAGUUGCUGGAGUUUUGGUUGCUUUCGCGGCCUUCUUUGCCUUCAUGUAUGCCUACUGCAUUCGAACUUUGAACUUCCAAAUGAGGUAGAAAAGACUGUCAAGUCAAUGGACGAAAUUUGUGCUGCAUACCAAGCAGCGAAUUGGAGUCGUCGGAAGUCAUAUUUUGAAAGAGAAAUGUUGCUCAACAAGCUGCAUAUUUAGUAUCAGAGUGGGUAUUAGAGAGAGAUUUAUUGAUAAGUAUUUAAUAACAUAUAUUACUGUAUAGACAUCGAAUACAUGGAUAUAUAAGGGAGGAAACUGUUGCGUUUUUCAGCCAAAUUUGGGCUGUAUCAUCAGAAUAUACAAGGAAAGAACUUGCUUUGUCUUACUCUUCUGUAGAACUACUUGAGGAUUUAUCAUGAAAAGGUAUUUAUGUUAA